CUAGACAUAGCGAAGAGAAGAAAGUAUCAGUUGCCCCUACACCGAUGAUGUGGCACGAAGAAGACAGAAGUGUUACUACAGGGCACUGAACGUAGGGAUAGACCUUGUCAGCAAAGGAAGGAGAUUGACAGGAUGCUUGGGUGUACACCCUUCACAAUCAUGUCCUAUUUCUUCAUGUGGUACUUGCCUCCUUUCGUAGCAGGAAGAGUUAUUUGGUACCUGAUUUUCUAUAGCCUUUUCCAAGCAUUAACCACAUUAUUCGAAGUACCGUAUUGUGCCCUCAUCAUGUUUCUCAGCUCAGACCAGAAGGAGAGAGAUUCUGCAACGGCAUACCGAAUGACUAUGGAAGUCCUUGGCACCCUGAUUGGAGCCGCGCUCCAGGGGCAGAUUGUGGCAAGUGCUCAUGCCUCUGAUCGUUGUACUGUGAAUCGCACUGCAAACACAACCGAGUAUCUUCAAUCCCUACACAACAUUUCCAGCUUUCCUGAGCCCUUGGGCUUCCUGUCUCACGGGGCUAAAGUCUAUAUGAUUGCAGCAGGAGUAAUAGGAGGGGUGUAUCUACUGGGGACUGUCAUCCUUUUUAGUGGAGUAAAGGAAAAGGACGAUCCUUACGCCUUAAAUUCAGACAAAGCGAUUCCUUUCUUUAAGGGACUCAGACUCACAAUGAAGCACGGGCCGUACAUAAAACUUACAGCUUCAUUUCUUCUCAUCUCGACAGCAGUUCAGCUUGAGCAGAGCAACUUUGUCCUGUUUUGUACCCACAUGACUGAGCUUCGCAACAGCUUCCAGUAUUUAGUGGUGACCAUCUUGGUGUCAGCAGCAGUGAGCAUUCCCUUCUGGCAGUGGUUUCUGCAGCACUUUGGCAAGAAAAGUGCAGCAUGUGGGAUUUCGUGGAUGAUCCCGUUCGCAGUCAUGCUGGUUACAGUCCCACAUCUGAGCGUGGCUUAUGUGGUGGCCUUCGUCUCUGGUCUGAGUAUUGCAGCAUCUUUGUUGUUGCCAUGGUCCAUGUUGCCUGAUGUUGUUGAUCACUUCCGCCUGCUGAAUCAACAUGUAAAGAGGCCUGAAACCCUCUUCUAUUCUUCGUAUGUCUUCUUCACCAAGUUGUCAACAGGGAUUGGAUUAGGAAUGUCUUCAGCAAGCCUUGAGUUGGCCGGAUACAAAGGAGGGGCCUGCAGACAAUCCAGCAGUGUGAUCCUUGCAUUGAAAAUCCUGAUUGGGGUAGUGCCGACCAUCCUCAUUCUUCUAGGUUUAUUCAUACUCCUUUUCUACCCAAUCACCGAAAAAAGUCGAAAGGAAACUGAGCAGGCGCUUGAACAGUUAAGAAGGAACCAUCCCAGUUGUGACAACCUGUUUGAAAAUGAAGGCAAUAUCCUGAUAUGAGAAUCCAGAAAGCAGCGGCUGUCAAAGAAGAACCUUCGAUUCCAGAUCACCAUACCAGUGUUCGGUUAUCCUGUAGAUAAGUUAUCAGAAGAAUAAAUGGACUGGCCUUGAUUGACAAAACCAGGAAGAUCCUGAGUUGAGUUCAAUGAAUGCAACUUCAUGCCCCACCUGAAAAAGGUGUUAGCCAUGCUGAAUCAGUAUUAACCAAAUCCCCAGCACUGUUGAGGAUAACAUGCAGCUGAAGCAGCUAUUGGGACAUAAGGCAAAGAUGCCGUGGUCAGGGAAGAUCUCAUGGAACUGCUGGCAAAAGCAAUAUCCUAAUGUGCUUAGCCGAUUACUUUAUUCUGACCUGCACUGUCUUUGUAGUCUCUGCUGAACACAGGAUUUUCUUUGCUA
Alligator sinensis (Chinese alligator) is the source of this 1776-nucleotide messenger RNA. RefSeq names its product major facilitator superfamily domain containing 2B (gene MFSD2B). Gene Ontology annotation, biological process: carbohydrate transport. Bases 133 to 1380 code for a protein of 415 amino acids. NCBI's taxonomy places the organism in Eukaryota, Metazoa, Chordata, Crocodylia, Alligatoridae. The transcript has 12 exons. The record is from RefSeq and is a predicted model, not a curated record. Gene Ontology annotation, molecular function: symporter activity; sphingolipid intramembrane carrier activity. Gene Ontology annotation, cellular component: membrane.